Molecule: messenger RNA, 2487 nt
Organism: Rotaria sordida
Lineage: Eukaryota; Metazoa; Rotifera; Eurotatoria; Philodinida; Philodinidae
Source: the annotation of a GenBank genome assembly
AUGAAAGAACAUUCGACAAAUCAUUAUGAUAUACCAGGAUUGGUUUUACGACGAGGACAAUCAUUUUCAUUUACAGUAACCUUUAAUAGAGAUUAUGAUAUUGAACAACAUCAAUUAUGUAUACGAUUAGCUAUAGGUUCUCGAUCUAUGAUAUCAAAAAAAACACAAAUAAGACUUUUAGUUGAUGGAACACCAAGUGGUAAUGGUUGGUCAGCUAGAAAAAUUCCAAUUGAAGAUGAUGAAAUUAAAACGAAGAAGAAUAAUCGUAUUUCGGUUCAAAUUGAUUCUCCUUCUGAUGCUAUUAUUGGGAAAUAUAAUUUACUAGUUGAAGUUCGUCCAUUGAAGAAAGAUGAUAAAAAUUUUUCAAAUAAACAAGAUCUUACAUUAUUUUUAAUUGAAUCUGAUAUUUAUUUUCUUUUUAAUCCAUGGAAUAAAGAUGAUGCAUGUGCAUUAUCAUCAUCUGAACAAAUAAAUGAAUAUGUUAUGAAUGAACAUGGACAAAUUUAUCUUGGUACACCGAAUAAACCUCUAUCAAUACCAUGGUAUUUUGGUCAAUUUGAACAAUCAACAUUACUUACUGCAUUGGCACUUCUUGAUCAAGCACAAUUACCAACACAAAAUCGUAUUGAUCCAUCAAUUAUAAUUCGUAUAAUUUCAUCAAAAAUUUGUUCAAAUCCAGGUACAAAUAAUGGAAUAUUUCCAUCAUCACAUGAUAAAAAAAUUUAUUCAUCAGAAAAUCAUGGUUAUACAAGUAGUACAUCAAUAUUUAAACAAUAUAUUUUAUCAAAUUGUCAAUCAUUACAAGGUGGUUGUGGAAAUAAUUGGCAACAUGCAGCUAUACUAUGUAGUUUAAGUCGAUCAUUAGGUAUUCCAUGUCGUAUUGUUACAAUUUAUAAUACAGCUUGUCAAACAGAUGGUACUCAAAAUAAUGAUAUACAUUGGGAUACAAAACAACGACCAUUACAAAAACUUAAUUCUGAUAUAAUAUGUUCUUCACAUGUAUGGAAUGAAUGUUGGAUGCGUCGUCAUGAUUUACCCAAUGAUGAACAAGAUUGGCAAAUUGUUGAUUCAACACCCGUACAAAUGUGUGAUGGUAUUCGACGAACAGGUCCAUGUUCAAUAUCAUCUUUAAGAAAUGGUGAAUUAAGUUUUCGAUGGGAUUCAUUAUUUAUUCAUUCGACAAUUAAUGGAAAUAAAUUACAUUGGAUUGUUUAUCCAGAUGGUUAUAUGGAAUUAUUAGAUGUACAAGAAAAUAUAAUUGGUACUAAAAUAAUAACACGAUCAUUAAAUAAUGAAUUUGAACCAGAAGAUAUAACAAAAACUUAUAAAAAUUUAAAGAAAUUAUCUGAUAGAAAUGAUAAUUUAGCAGAACGAACAAAAAAUGAUGUUGAUAUUGAAUUAAAAAUAUCAGAUGAUAUUGAAUUUGGAGAUAAUAUUAUAUUAGAAUUAAAUGCAAAUAAUAAAUCAAAUGAAAUACGUACAAUAACAACAGCUUUAACAAUAUUUAUAAUAAGUAGUAAUAAUCAAAAAUUAAUUUUUUCACAUGAACAACCAAUUCAUAUAUUAAAUCUUGAAGCUGGAAAAAAUGAUAAUAUUCAAUUAAAAAUUACACCUCAACAAUAUAUUUAUUAUGGUAAACAAGAUAAUAUUAUUGUUAAAUAUUAUAUACAUUCAUUAAUCAAAGAAACUGAUCAAACAUUUACACGUGAUGAUAAUAUUGUUUUUAAUAAAAAUGAUAUUAUUAAACCAAUUCUUGAUGAAGAUGUCAUUGAAACAGGUAAACCAAUAUUACUUGGAAUACAAAUUGCUAAUACACUUUCACGUCAAAUAAAUAAUGGACGUAUUUAUAUUGAUGGUUUAGGUAUUAAUCAAAUAGUUCCUGUUAAUCGAUCAUUUGCACCUAAAGAAUCAACUAUAUUACAUAUUACACUUUAUCCUACUCGUAUUGGAGUUAGCCGUCUUUAUAUAACAUUUAUAUCAGAUGAUGUUUAUUCAUCAACACAAAUAAUUCCACUUGAAAUACUUCAUGAACCAAUUAAAGAACAAAAUAAACCAUUAUUAAAAACUAAUACAGAAACAUUAUCAAAAACAGAUGAAAAAGUUGAUAAACAAACUAAAGAAAAUGAACCAAUAUCUUCAUCAAAUAUUUCUGAUCAAGAAGAUAAAACAUUAAAAAAUGAAGAACAACAACAACCAUUAAAAAUAUUAUCAACAAAAAUUUCAGACGAAUAUCCUGAUGAUAGAACUUCAAAUAUUUCACCAACAAAAUUUGAUCUAUCAUCAGCUGAUGAUGAUGAUGAUGUUGAUGAUAUUGAAGAACUUAAUUUAAAAAAAAACCAAGACGAAUCAUCUCUAAAUCAAAAUACUGAUUCAUCAUUACCACAAGAUUCAACAUUAUCAUUAGACAAAGAUAAAAUAUCAGUUGAUAGUUUAGAUGGAUCUCAUGAUCGUCGUCAUGAAACGGAUAAUAAACAACAAUUAAAAUAG